AUCAUUCAACCUAUCCAGUCUUAUCAAAGAUCGAUUUCAUUGACUGGGCAGCACUUCAACAUUCCCAUGCCUCGCUGCAAACAUUGCAUGCCAAGAAGGACGAUAGGCCGAGGCACCCCGCUGUACCUGGAAAUCACCCCCUGGAAGGGACCGUUGCUGGGUGUAGUCAUGACACCUCCCGUGUCGUCGUUGUCCUCGGCUGCGCGGAAUCGAUCUUCAGACAAUCCACCCCUCAUCUCCCCUGUCGACUGCAUACCAACACACUGACAUCCGACUUUUGCGCUCGUUUCAUCCGAAGGCACUCUCGGUAAAGCAGUCACCCCGAAGGGCCCGAAGGACAAUCAAGCUGUCUGAAGACCGCUGUGGUCUGGUGCAUAUAAGCCGCGAUGGAAAGCUCGAUUCCCCCUCAUACACAUCCAACUUUGGCUUGCCAGCUUCGACCAACACCCAAGCUCUUGCCGUACACUCGUUCGACAACUCACACUCCCUCUACACAUACCCUCUCCUUAUAAACGCCUACCCCUCAUAUCACACCUCAAGAUAUGCGCUCAACUCUCGCUCUUAUGUCUAGCUUGGCUGCAGUCGCGCGAGCUGCUACUUCAGUCACCGGAAGUGCAGAGGGCUUUGCUUCUGGCGUCACUGGCGGUGGAGAUGCCACUGCCGUCUACCCUACCACAACUGACGAGCUAGUCUCCUACCUCACCGACGACUCUGCUCGAGUGAUUGUCCUUCAACAGACCUUUGACUUUACCAACACCGAAGGCACAACGACCGCCACAGGCUGUGCUCCUUGGGGCACUGCCGAUGCUUGUCAGGUCGCCAUCAACAAAGAUGACUGGUGUACCAACUAUCAGUCUGACGCUGCCAGUGUCUCUGUCACUUAUGACAAUGCUGGUCUCAACCCGAUCCAGGUUGCUUCAGACAAGACCAUCAUCGGCGAUGGCUCGUCGGGUAUCAUCAAGGGCAAGGGUCUUUAUCUCAAGAACGAUGUGUCAAACAUCAUCAUCCAAAAUAUCCGUAUCACGGACCUCAACCCUAAGUAUGUCUGGGGUGGUGAUGCUAUCACCCUCGACGGCACCGAUUUGGUGUGGAUCGACCACGUAACCACCGACGAGAUCGGCAGGCAGCACAUAGUACUUGGCACCGAGGCGUCUGGCCGUGUCACCAUCUCCAACUCCAACAUCGACGGCGAAGCAACAUACUCUGCUACGUGCGAUGGGUACCACUACUGGAACAUGUACUUUACUGGUUCCAGUGACCAGAUCACCCUGAAGGACAACUAUAUCCACCACUUCAGCGGCCGUGCCCCCAAGGUUUCGGGCAACACUGUUCUCCAUGCUGUCAACAACUACUUUUACGAGUCCAGCGGCCACGCCUUCGAGGCUGAAAGCGGCGCCUACAUCCUCGCCGAGGGCAACGUUUUCAGCGGUGUAUCUACCGUCUACGAAGAGAACUCUUACGACGUUGUAUACGCCGUUAACGACGCCACGGGCGAGUCUGCCUGUUCCUCCUACAUUGGUCGUGAAUGUGUUGCAAACAGUUUCACCGACUCGGGCAGCUUUGACUUGUCUGAUGAGACCGCGUUGGAGCAGUUCAGCUCUCUGUCCAACAUUGCUUCAGCAGGCUCUGUCUCUGAUGUAACCGGGCUGGCUACCUCGGCUGGUUAUGGUACCAUCUAAGUAGUUUCGCUUACCAAAAGGAGUACUCGAGUCCUCGAGUACUGCCGAUGGGGGCAGACUGGUAUAGGAUGACUGGUGUCUGUGUAACCGUAGUAUCAGAAGUGUUCUAUCCAUCUCUUGCAUUUCCAAACUCCCACACCCUCCUCAUCCAUGCAUGCUCGUAUCCAACAAUGACGUUCUCCCGUGUUAUUUAUCAUCGUUCCAAGGCCCAUCUUCCGUGAGCACAACAGGGCCGACUCUUGGGAUUUGUCCAUAGGGAAGCAGUACCAAGUGUGACUGGCUCAGAGCGUGC
This is a messenger RNA of Cryptococcus amylolentus CBS 6039, 1971 nucleotides long. RefSeq lists its product as hypothetical. Bases 543 to 1679 code for a protein of 378 amino acids. The transcript is spliced from 4 exons. The record is from RefSeq and is a predicted model, not a curated record. Lineage: Eukaryota; Fungi; Basidiomycota; Tremellomycetes; Tremellales; Cryptococcaceae. Gene Ontology annotation, molecular function: pectate lyase activity.